AUGGCCUCAUAUGCAUCUCCAACAUCAAAUAAUUUUUUAAAACAUGUUGAAUGGAUGUGGAAAGCGAAUCCCGAUCCAUUUUCACCAUCCGAUACAGUCAUAUGGAAUCAUUAUUCAGAUUUAGAAAAUUUAAUCAUCGAAGAGGCAUUUCAAGACAAACAACCACGAGCUCUAUUGGAUGAUUAUUAUAUUGAUUUUGAAAGUAAUCUGCAAAUAUCGAACAUUGAUGACUACAAGCAAAGACCAAUAAAACGAGUAGAGCGUGAGAGACAAGAUAAACAUUUACGAGAAGCGCGUUUUAUAGACCUUCCGGUUAGUGUAGGACGUUCUUUUGGUGGUCAAUAUGGUUGGGUAUCUCCAUUUGUCAUCGAAGUCAGAAGAGACCUGAAACUUGAACCAAAUGAUUUACCUUCAAAAAAGCCAAACAUGAUUCCAAUGCUUAUUGAAAAAGCAGCUCAUGGUAUUAUUGAAGAAGGAAAACAUAUUGGAAAACAACGAGAAGCCGAAAAAUUAGCUAAAAUGCUCAGAGAAAAGAAGGACGCGGGAAUGGAGGAAGUAUGGAAACGUUGUGCUUAUCUUUACACAUUGGGAAGUUUUCUGUAUAAAACAUUGAAUGCAGCGAUGAGAUUAGUAGGAGACAAAGAACAUGAACAAGUAUGGCGAAGUAAAGUCCGUACAUUAGGUCCAUUUUGUUUAUUACUCUGGGAUGAUCCAUUUAAUCAAAAAUUGACAAUCAAAAAGACACUUUAUCGAGGAGCCGAAUUGACGAAGGAACAGAUCGCUGUUUAUGAAGAAAUGGCCAAAGAUGACGAGGCAUUUGGAUCAUUUCAAGCCUAUACGUCUUGUAGUCGAAGUAUUGAUGUAGCCAAACUUUUUAGUGGGAACGUCCUAUUCAUUAUGGAAGUAGUGUAUGCUUUUAUUGCCGAUCUUAGUCCAUUAUCUGCGUAUUCCGACGAAGAAGAAGAACUUAUUACACCAGGUGUUUGUUUUCGGGUUAAAAGCGUUGAAUUCAAUCACAAGACAAACAAACAUUUGAUCCGCUUGCUACUACAACAACGAUUUUCAAGUGAGAAAGAAAAAUUUUUUUGUAAUCACUUUUAUAAUAUGAGAAUACCAUUUCAUAAAAUUCUAUUUCCCUUCCAUAUGUCACAUAAAGAUUACAGUAUUUGCCAAAAUUAAAAUCUCGUCAUAUAAAUACGUUUAAGUUCCAUAUACAUAUUGUCCUAAUUAAGAAAUAAUAGAUUAACGAGUGGCACAAAAUUUAGUGCACAAAUGUUACUUCAUAUUUUAUCAAUAAAAACAUGCGUGAACAACCUUGAAAGCAUAUGUAAAGAAUUGAGCGGGUCGCCCAUUAAAAGAAUGACUCUCUAAGUAUUUUUCACAUAUCUCUUCCACUUCUUAAUGAUUGGGCACAUCUUUUUCUCAAAGCAUAGUCCGUAAAAUUCUCUACAAAACCGCAUAACAGUAUCUCUUCAAUCGGAUAAAUGUAAAACUAUAUCUGAUUAGUAAUACUAAACUCUCAUCAGACUCAUUUUCAAGCUUUCAUUCUUGCUGUUUCAAUUUUGAAUUGCUGUUUGUUUAUGAAUAAAAAAUGUUAAGAGGGCGUCCAUGAGACCAUCGAGGAAUUUUUAAAGGACCCAUACUCCCGAAAAUUUUGACCCCCUCAUUUUAUUUAUGGAAUUGAUAGCCCAUGAGGUGAAACUACUAUACCCAAAAUAUUAGCUUGAUUGAUCAUAUUACAAAAAAAGUUAUGAGGACCAUACUGAUGACUAAACACUGAUUAAAUCAGAAUUGAUACUACGUAGUCAUCAAGCAAAAAUCAGUAUUUUGAGAAAUUAUCUCUCAAGGUUAGUUGAUCCCAGAAAUUUGGAUCGUGCAUCGAAUGGGACAAUAAAAAUGCUAGAAAACCAGCCUAAAACAAAAAGUUUUUAAUCCGUAAAAAAAAAAUUUUUUUUUGGGAGUAUGGGGUUUCUCGAUCCUGUGGUGGACUCUCUCUUAAGUACACCAUUUUAUAAUCCACGAAAAUUUCUAUCGGCUGAGCGAGUAUUUUCUUUUGCCAUACUAUGCACCUUCCCAAGUAAAACAUCUUAUAAUUCCUACUUUAUUCACGUUUUAAGGAUUCUCAAUACAGGUUCUCUAAAAAUUUUAUUUAGUUAAACCGAAUUUUUCAUUAACACGGCUUCAAAUUUAUUACUAUCUUGAAGAAAAAUAUUUUUUUUUUGUACAAUAUAGAUCAGAGAGAACUUUUGCAAAAGCUUUCUUCUACGAUGAGUAGUGCAAGUAAGAAGAGCAAUCAACAGCUUCAAUCUGUAUUUUCGAAAAUAUUGACCACAAGGAACGUCACAAAACUACCUGAAGACUAUUUUACUAAAUCCUAUUAGAAACAGUACACUUAAAACCAUAGGAAGCCUGGUUUGCAAUAAUCUGAAAUCUAUUUAGUCAGAGGAGAAAUAAUGAAUUUUUAAAAAAGCUACUUUGAGAACGAGCCUUUUUAAAAUAUAGUACAAAAGAUCAGAUCUAGUUUUCCAGUUACACUUUUGAAGAGAUUCUUCUAUGAAAUUUUGUAGAGAAUUUUACAAGUUAUCGUUUGAAAAAAGUGCUAGCGGAACGAUCAGAGAUUGAAAGAAGUUUUUGAAAACUACUCAGAGGGUGAUUCUUUGAGAGCCACCCAUUAUAUUGAAAGUUCUGUUAUGUAGACGUUGAAAAGCGUUCUAGAAGGUAUUGACUUGCGAUAGUACGCAUCAAAGAACGAAUCGAACAGGAUUUUUCUGAAUCGAGUUUGAUUCAGUUCGAAUUCGGUUCGUUUUCACUCUCCGAUGAGCAUAAUCUUGAACACCACUAAAAUCUGAUCUGUUAAAACAGAACAAAGUAAUAGGCGCGAAAAAAACUCAGAAUUUUGUUGUGCUGUCCAGUGCGGUCCAUUUAAUGUUGCUGUUUUUUUCCGGGUUAGACCCACCCUUAAAUUCUCUACAACCAUAGUAGAAAACCCUACGAUGUCGCUUCGAAUGACUUAAUCGAAAAGUUGAAAAAUAAUGAUUUA
Messenger RNA from Rotaria sp. Silwood1, 3040 nucleotides. Lineage: Eukaryota; Metazoa; Rotifera; Eurotatoria; Philodinida; Philodinidae. The record is from the annotation of a GenBank genome assembly.